CCUAUAUAUAUCGAUCAUGUCAUAUCAUCUAAAAGAGAAGUACGUAAAAUAAUAGGUCAAAAUGAAAAUACAUUAUAGUAUUACCCUAUUGUUAUUUGUGAUUAGAGUGGUAAGCAUAACGACGUUUAUGUGUGUUGAUAAUAUUGCGCCAGCGGCAGGGCGGGGGAUGAAUGGAACUGCUGAAGUAGAAGAUGAGCAUGCUUCCAAUUCCAUAGCCGCUGCAUCUAAUUGGACACAGCUGCAGCCUUCUCCAUCAUCAUCAUCCUCGUCUGAUCAUGGUGGUUAUAAGACGAGUUCCGGAGCAACAACAUCUCGCCUAAUUUUACUCUGUAUAUGUCUAGGUAUCGGGAUCGUUGUAGGGUUUGUGAUUUGUUGGUAUACAAACUGGUGCAGGGCCUGCAGGCGGUGAAGGACGACGACUUAUGAGGAGUUAU
This is a messenger RNA of Cuscuta epithymum, 434 nucleotides long. The record is from the annotation of a GenBank genome assembly. Lineage: Eukaryota; Viridiplantae; Streptophyta; Magnoliopsida; Solanales; Convolvulaceae.